Messenger RNA from Pseudoliparis swirei, 8269 nucleotides. Its product is annotated as retinal-specific phospholipid-transporting ATPase ABCA4-like. The record is from RefSeq and is a predicted model, not a curated record. Gene Ontology annotation, cellular component: membrane; intracellular membrane-bounded organelle. Gene Ontology annotation, molecular function: ATP hydrolysis activity; ATPase-coupled intramembrane lipid carrier activity; ABC-type transporter activity. NCBI's taxonomy places the organism in Eukaryota, Metazoa, Chordata, Actinopteri, Perciformes, Liparidae. Gene Ontology annotation, biological process: lipid transport; transmembrane transport.
GGUCUGGAUUCUAGCUGUGUAGCAACCCUGAGGAGCACUCGCUCGAAUAUGUGGCGUUACGCUUCAUAUAUUGUGUAUCGCUCCACAGUGCAAGUGUUCUUCUGAGGUUUUUUGGCUGGUGCCAGCCCCUGCGGGGGUGAAGAAGAGGUGCCAUGGGCUCAGGAAGAGAGGUCAAACUCCUGCUGUGGAAGAACUGGACCAUUCGCAGGAGGCAGAGGAUGCGUUUCUUCAUGGAGAUUAUGUGGCCUGUUAUGCUAUUCAUGGGGCUAGUGUGGCUGAGACGAGUGAAUCCACUCUACCGUCAACAUGAAUGCCACUUCCCCAACAAGGCCAUGCCCUCCACAGGGAUCCUGCCAUGGAUCCAGGGAAUCUUCUGCAAUGCCAACAACCCUUGUUUUCAAUACCCCACCCGGGGUGAAUCUCCCGGCCUGGUGUCCAACUACAACAACUCCAUAUUGGCUCGGUUUUACGCGGACGGCGAGGAGCUUCUUUUUAGUGACCCACAGUUUCUUCAGCUCGGGCGCCUCUGGAAAGAACUGAACGCUAUGAGUAACUUCAUGGACACCCUGCGCACCCAUCCUGAACAGGUCUCAGGCUGAGGCCUAAAGGUGGAGACUAUCCUGAAAGACGACGAGACUCUGACAUCAUUCCUGCUUCGAGACAUUCCUCUAUCAGAGUCUGUGGUGUAUCAGCUAGUCAAUGCCCAAAUCAGGCCUGAACAGUUUGCCUUUGGGGUCCCAGCCUUGCAUCUGAAGGACAUUGCCUGCAGCCCGACCCUGCUGGAGAGAUUCCUCAUCUUCCCCGGCCGCAGAGGACUCUACGCUGUUCGCAAUGCCAUGUGCAUCCUUACUCCUCAGCGGCUACAGAUCAUCGAGGACAAAUUCUAUGCUAAUAUCGACUUUUUCAAGCUCUUCAGACUGCUUCCUCUUGUGCUGGAUAAUCACUCUCAAGGCAUUGAAAUUCAACUCUGGGUGCAGGUCGUCUCUGCUGUCUCGGACAAACUGCGAGAGCUGUACCAGAGGAAUAGCUCGAGGGAGCUUCUCCAGGUCAUGACUCCUCUCUUCCAGAACAAUCUGUCCUUCAGGGAGGUGAUGGCCGCUGCCUCCAGCCUGGUAUGUGGCUACACUGAGGGCACUUUCUCCCACGUCAACUCCUUUAACUGGUACGAGGACAAUAACUACAAAGCUUUCCUGGGCAUCAGCGGCCACAGGUCACAGGGCCAGUACACAUAUGACAACGGCACCACUCCUUUCUGCAAUGAUCUGAUGAAAGAGCUGGAGUCCAACCCUGCCACCAGGAUUGUGUGGCACUCUGUCAAGCCGAUGCUGAUGGGGCGGAUCCUCUACGCUCCAGACUUGCAGGCCGCCCGGCAAAUCAUACGAAAUGCAAACACAACAUUUGAGGAGUUGGAGAGGCUGAGGACGAUGGGGAAGGCCUGGGAGGAAGUGGCUCCUCAGAUCUGGGCUUUCUUCCAAGAUGGAGUCCAAGUCAACAUGAUCCGGGACACCAUCUGCAAUCCAUCGGUGAUGGAUUUCAUUGACAGGAGUCUGGAGGAGUCCCCGUUCUCCUCCAAACACAUCCUCAACUUCCUGUACAACGGCCCACCAGAGGAGCGUCCGGCUGACGUGCCUGAUUUUGAUUGGCGGGACAUCUUCAACCUCACCGACCGGUUCAUCCGAAUGCUCAACCAAUACGGGGAUUGUGCCCUCCUGGAUAAGUUUGUGGCUGUGCCUGACGAGGACACCGUCACGUAUUGGGCCUUGGACUUGAUGGAGCAGAGCAAGUUCUGGGCGGGCCUCGUCUUUGUGAAUAUGCACACUUGGACCACCAACGUCCCGUCCCAUGUUACGUUCAAGAUCCGUAUGGAUAUUGAUGCAGUGGAGCGCACUAAUAAGGUCAAGGAUAGGUAUUGGGAUCCUGGCCCCAGAGCUGAUCCUAUGGAUGACUUCCGCUAUGUUUGGGGCGGCUUUGCUUACCUCCAGGACAUAAUAGAGCAUGGGAUCAUCAAGACUCAGACGGGAAAGGAGUGGCCACUCGGCAUUUACCUACAGCAAAUGCCCUACCCUUAUGUAGAUGAUCUCUUCAUGCUGACAUUGAACCGCUGUUUCCCCAUCUUCAUGGUUCUGGCCUGGGUCUACUCUGUGUCCAUGAUUGUGAAGAGUAUUGUCCUAGAGAAGGAACUCCGGCUGAAGGAGACCCUGAAGGCUGUGGGGGUCACCAACGGCGUCAUCUGGUCCACCUGGUUUAUUGACAGCUUCCUCAUGAUGGGCACUAGUACCGCUCUCAUCACCGUCAUCAUCAUGGGAGGAAGGGUACUGAACUACAGCAACGGCGUCAUCCUCUUCCUCUUUUUACUUACCUUCACCACGGCUACCAUCAUGCAAUGCUUCCUCCUGAGUGUCUUCUUCAACCAGGCCAACCUGGCAGCCGCCUGCUGCGGCAUCAUUCACUUUGCCCUUUACCUCCCGCACAUCUUCUGCUUCGCCUGGCAAGACCACAUCACCAAGGACAUGAAGAUCUUAGUGAGUCUGUUCUCCCAAGUGGCGUUUGGCUUUGGGACGGAGUACCUGUCGCGGUACGAGGAGCAGGGCCUGGGUCUGCAGUGGGACAACAUCCAGACCAGCCCUCUGGAGGGGGACGAGUUCUCCUUUCUCACCUCCAUCUGCAUGAUGGGCCUGGACACUGUGCUGUAUGCCGUGCUGGCCUGGUACCUGGACAAUGUCUUUCCUGGCCAGUAUGGAAUUGGUCGACCAUUUUACUUCCCCCUCCUGCCCUGCUAUUGGCUCAACAGUGUGGCUCCCGCUUCAGACAACAACAAAGUGGAGAUAGAUACAAAGGGCUGUGAUAACCUGACAAACAAAGAGCAAGGAGAGCAACAGCAGCAAGAGGAGGAGGAUAACCAAGAUCAGGAGAAAGACCAGGAGAAACCCAAGACUCUGGAAGAGACAGCGUCAUGUGAUCACCAGAAUCAGGAGGAGAAUCAGCUCAAAGACGGUCAGCCAUUCUUUGAAGCAGAGCCAGCUGGCCUGGUGAAGGGAGUCUGUAUUCAGAACCUGGUCAAGGUGUUCGGCAGUAGCUCCACACCGGCCGUGGAUGGCCUGAGCAUCAGCUUUUAUGAGAGCCAGAUUACUGCCCUUCUGGGCCAAAAUGGUGCUGGGAAGACCACCACCAUGUCCAUCUUGACCGGUAUGUUCCCUCCCACCUCAGGGACAGCCACCAUCUACGGCAAGGACAUCCGCACAGACAUGGACGGCAUCCGUCUGUCUCUGGGAAUGUGCCCUCAAUACAACACCCUGUUUCAGCAUAUGACUGUCGCAGAACAUAUCCUCUUCUACUCGCAGUUGAAAGGCCGUUCAAUCGCAGAGGCCAUGGAGGAGUUGGAGAACAUGCUGCAGGAUCUGGGUCUUCCCCACAAGAGAGAUGAACUGACCCAGAACCUCUCAGGGGGCAUGCAGAGGAAGUUAUCAGUUGCCUUGGCCUUUGUUGGUGGGGCCAAGGUGGUGAUCCUGGAUGAGCCCACUUCAGGGGUGGACCCCUACUCCAGGCGUUCCAUUUGGGACCUGCUGCUCAAAUACCGUGAAGGGCGCACGGUGAUCAUGUCCACCCACCACAUGGACGAAGCGGACCUGCUCAGUGACAGGGUGGCUAUCAUCUCUCAGGGCCGCCUCCACUGCUGCGGCUCUCCCAUCUUCCUCAAGAACUGCUUCGGCGCUGGCUUCUACCUCACUCUUGUACGACGAAUAAAAGACAAUACUCCAAAGGCCGGCUGUGUUCGUACAGAUGAUUGCUCCUGUAAAUGUUCAACGUGUUCAAAGUUUAAAGUGGACCAGGAAGAGAGCCAGCCUCAAGACAGAGAGAUGGAUGGUAACAUGGAAAGCAUCACAGCCCUGAUCCACCAUCACGUGCCACAGGCUCGUCUCAUCGAGACCAUUGGCCAGGAGAUGACCUACUUGCUGCCAAACAGAAACCUCCAGCCCAGAGCCUACGCCAGCCUCUUCAGGGAGCUGGAGGAAACCUUGGUGGACAUCGGCCUCGGCAGCUUCGGUGUGUCUGACACAUCGCUGGAAGAGAUUUUCCUAAAGGUCACUGGUAAUGGGAAUGCAACCAGCAGGAAAUGUGUACCAGACAAGAAAUCAUUGCGACAGAUCUGUCGAGCUAGUCUCUGUGGGUUCAACAGAGUGGCAGUUGAUAUGGAACCACCAAAAGAGACAGAUGGGGCUUUGCCCACCAAUGAUCAUGGCCCGUGUGAUGUCCCAGAAGGUACUGCGGGCAGGGGAUCCCACCAGGUCCGAGGGCUGAGUCUCAUCAUCAAACAGUUCUUUGCUCUGCUGAUCAAGAGGUUGCAUCAUGCAACACGCUCCUACAAAGACUUCUUUGCCCAGAUCGUACUGCCAGCCAGUUUUGUUUUCCUGACACUGACCUUCACGCUGAUUGUUCCACCUUUCGGAGAGUAUCAAAGUCUGACUCUCAGUCCCUGGAUGUAUGGAAGACAGUAUACCUUCUUCAGUAAUGAGCGUCCUAUGGAUGCUCAGAUGAGAUACUUUGGUACGGUGCUGUUGGACAAGCCUGGCUUUGGGACUCGUUGCAUGGUGGAUGAACCACUGGAAGAUUUCCCAUGCAACAACAUCACCACGCAGUGGGAGAUGCCCCUUGUAAACCCGGUCCUGAUAGAUAUGCUGGCCAGCCAAAAAUGGAACUUCCUCCAACCGUCUCCAGACUGUCAGUGCAGCACACCCAGGAAACUCACCAUGCUCCCCGAGUGUCCUGCAGGAGCUGGAGGCCUGCCACCUCCACAGAGGAUUCAGUCAACAGGAGAUGUUCUCAUGGACCUAACAGGCAGAAACAUCUCUGACUACCUGGUGAAGACCUACCCCAGCCUCAUCAGAAUCAGCUUGAAGAGCAAAUAUUGGGUGAACGAACAAAGGUAUGGAGGUAUAUCAGUGGGAGGACAGCUUCCUAUUUUACAGGUGCAGCCAAAGACCAUCCAGGAUCUAGCAGCACAGCUGGGACGACUGCUCAAUGUUACUGGGGGUAAUUGCUCCAAACAAACCCUGAAGGACAUGGGGACAUUCCUCAAGUACAUGGAGACUCAAGACAGUGUCAAGGUGUGGUACAACAAUAAGGGCUGGCAUGCCAUGGUUUCUUUCAUGAACGUGGCCAACAACGCCAUCCUGCGUGCAAACCUGCCCAAGGGAGCCAACUUGGACGAAUAUGGAAUCACUGCCAUCAACCACCCUCUCAAUCUCACCAAAGAGCAGCUCUCAGAUCACUGUGUGAGUGACCAAUGGCUGGACAUCCUAAACACCUCAGUGGAUGCAGUGGUGGCCAUCUGUGUCAUCUUUGCCAUGUCCUUCGUUCCAGCCAGCUUUGUCCUGUAUUUGAUUCAGGAGAGGGUCACCCAGGCCAAACAUCUGCAGUUUGUCAGUGGUGUCAGUCCAUUGGUCUACUGGAUGUCCAACUUUCUCUGGGACAUGUUGAACUACUCCAUCAGUGCAGCAAUGGUGGUGGAAAUAUUCAUCUUUUUUGAUAAGAAGUGCUACACCUCUCCAACCAACCUCCAACCACUUACAGGAUUUGAACAGUCCUGUAUAUCUCUACUCAUGCUUUAUGGGUGGUCUGUGACACCCAUGAUGUACCCCAUGUCCUACAUAUUCAGUGUGCCCAGCACAGCCUAGUCUCUGUCAUGCAUCAACCUCUUCAUUGGCAUUAACAGUAGUGCCCUCACCUUCAUCUUGGACCUUUUUGAGGGCACCACAGCUCUGUACAAAUUCAACCAGCUGUUAAAGUCUGUGCUGCUCAUCUUCCCCCAAUACUGCCUGGGUCGAGGUCUCAUUGAUAUGGCUAUGAACCAGGCUGUGACUGAUAUCUAUGCUCGCUUUGGUAAGUACACGUCACAGAACAGCCUCCACUGGGACUUUAUUGGGAAGAACCUAUUAUUCUGUUGAAUAUUUAAUAAUUUUCAUUGCCUUAACAUUUUGUUCCAGUAUCGCUUCUUCAUGGAUCACUGGAUAUCAGAUCGCCCAAGGCCUCCUAUUUUGGGAGAAGAUGUAGAUGUGGCAGAGGAAAGAGAGCGACUCGAUAGGAGUGAAAAAACUAACGACAUUUUACGCAUACGAGACCUGUCCAAGACAUACACUGGAACAAUCAUCCCUGCUGUGGACCGAAUCUGUGUUGCAGUAUCACCCGGAGAGUGCUUUGGCCUACUGGGGGUGAAUGGAGCAGGGAAGACCACAACAUUUAAAAUGUUGACUGGUGACAUUGAUGUCACCUCAGGAGAGGCCUCAGUCUCUGGUCACAGCAUUUUAUCCAACAUCCUGGACGUCCACCAGAACAUGGGAUACUGCCCACAGAUUGAUGCCGUAGAUGAUCUGCUGACAGGUAGAGAACAUCUGCACCUCUAUGCCCGCCUCCGGGGAGUUCCUGAGUUGGAGAUCAGCCGGGUUGCAGAGUGGGCCAUCCAGAAGCUGGGUCUGUUAGAGUACGCAGGCCAAAGCGUCGGGACCUACAGUGGCGGCAACAAGAGGAAACUCUCCACAGCCAUCGCCAUGAUCGGCUGCCCCGCCCUGGUGCUGCUGGAUGAGCCCACGACAGGUAUGGACCCCCUCUCCAGACGCUUCCUGUGGAACUCCAUCAUGAGCGUUAUCCAGGAUAGACGAGCUGUGGUCCUCACCUCACACAGUAUGGAGGAAUGUGAGGCGCUGUGUACCCGCUUAGCGAUUAUGGUUAAUGGAUCCUUCAAGUGUCUGGGAACCAUUCAGCAUCUUAAGUACAAGUUUGGUGAUGGCUACCUGGUGACCAUGAAGAUCAGGGCAGCCAAGCCCGGGUGUGCUCCAGAUCUGAACGCUGCUGAAGCCUUCAUGGAGAGCACGUUCCCCGGCUGCAUCCAGAGAGAGAAACACUGCAACACUCUGCAGUACAAGAUCUCCUCCUCCUCCCUGGGGAGGAUCUUUCAAAUGGUCCUGGCUAACAAAGACGAGCUCAAGAUAGAGGAUUACUCGGUGUCACAAACCACUCUUGACCAGGUUUUUGUGAAUUUCGCCAAGCAACAGUCAAAAGAGGAUGACAUCAUUGUGUUGCAUCCAAAAGCUGCCGGAGCACAGCGAUAUGAUGAAGCCACACCCUUCAAGGCUUUGGGGAAGUGAACUCAUCUCACUGAGCCCAAUUGGAAGACUUCCUUUGGUUUUCGUUUCCUUUUAGAAGCUGCUGUGUCUAAAGAAUGCGCCCUCUGUGUGUGUGUGUGUGUGUGUGUGUGUGUGUGUGCUUCAAGGACUGAAAGCUAGUUGGCAGAACUUUCUCCUCAGCGGAGACAAAGUAGAGGAUUCUCUGGAGUGUCAUCAUGAGGUCCUGCCUAGAGUCAAGCGACUGGUGCGGGAUCAGUUUGGGGAUCCUAAAAACACAGAAGAUGAAUCGCUUUUCUCAUCUGCAUUUGGAGAAGCCUUUGGAAAGAGGCUCUACUGUGGAUCUACUGUGCGGUGUUAAGAUCUGAAAUGCAGUGUGUGAAUGAGGCCGCCCUGUUGAUGGGACGUGACACAUGUCGUGUUUGACCGAUGAACCGACGCGUGGAAAUACUUUGCUUUUCCAGUAAAUGGGGUUAGUGGGCUUUGAAUUUGGAAAGUGUGGCGCAUUUAUUCACCUGCUGUGUGUUCCACGUUCUGCUCACCUUGUAGGCCUUGCAAACUAAAUGAAACGGCUUGAGAUUUAUGACCAGCACCUUGACUUUGAUUGAUGACAUGUCAAAAACGUUAUAUAUCGGGGUUUAAUGGGAAUGUGACGAAAGCAUUGGUCCUGUGUAUUUUUGAUUCAGAUGCCAAGCAAGAUAAUCCUUUUUUGCCUUCAGUAGAUAUGUGUAAUAAUCACUCGCAGAAGCAAAGCCGUAGCACUUUAUUGAGGCAGCUUUACCUGAAGCUUCAUAAUUCUUAUACGAAGAUGUUCUGCUAGUGCAACACAACUAAUGAUUUUGCUCUUGCUGCUAUGUAAUCAUUUUUCUAUUGUGUGAUAUUUUCUUGCCACCAAUGUCUUUGCGCUUAAUUAUACACAUGUUCAAGUUUGGUAAACUGUCUGCAUUCCACCAGCACCUGGCGUGGUCAGAGGAACUCACCACCUGAUGUUUCUGAGAGGGUAUCAUGUCAGAUAAAGUACACACUUUCUGUAAGAUAUGGGCCUUUCCCCCCCAGACACUCUAUUUGAUUUGUUUUACUGGAAAAAAGCUUGAUAUUAUUCAAAUUUGUACAAUUUUUACAGUUUAAUAAAACCUGAGAUGAGACAGUCA